GCGGGAGAUGAGGAGUUGGACUGGGAGACAUUUGAUUAGUAACUAGCUUUCUAGCUACUUUUGAGAAUUAAUGAAAGUAGCUUAAUGUUUUGAGUUUAUUUCUGUUUCUGAAGAUCAAACUUGCUUUGCUUCGGGAGGAGAAGGACAAUGGACGAUUUUGGGGUCUACGUUGUUUUGGGAGUGAACGAUGCACCCAUAAAGCUUCUAUGGUAAAGUAUCUAGCUAAACGUGUAACGUGAGUUUGAUGUAUCUUAUUCGAUACUAGAUGGCUAUCUAUCGUAAAUGUAUCGAUUUUUCAACUUAUUUGUCAUAUUGUGUUUAUUAAUCGAGAACAUGAAUGUGUGUAAACUAGCCUGCCUGCUACGAGUUGCAUGUUUUUAUAAAUGCAUUUAGCUAGCUAUGCUAUCACAAUUCCAUAGUCACGCAUGAUGCAACAGUCAAAGCUAGAUUGUGGUAUGGCUACCCCAACACAUUAUUUAUUGUCAACGUGUAGGAAAAUGCAUGAUAUAAUGUAGCCCAAGCGUCUAUAUUUUUUGUAAUAGCUAAGUAGUUCAUCUUCAACUCUCCUUUUACAGCGCCGACGGGUCAGCCCAGUUUUCCGUUGCAGUACCACCGAGUGCCCAGCAGGUGGUACUGUUUUCCAAGGGGCGAUGGGGAGACAGGAUCUGCGUCAACGCAGAACUCAACGACGCUGACAGAGUUCCAAUCACCAUUGGAAAACUGACACCUUAUAACAGGUACGUUGCCAUCUUUCCAGGGCCAGGACACGUUAAGAAAAACACAACGUUGAGGAACGUUUUAGAUAGACAUGUCAUGAAGAACAAAAAAAUGCCUCCCUGACAUGUAGCACAACGAAUCACAUCAGCUCUUAGUGACGUUGCUAUCUGAAAACGUUCCACAACAUUUGCUUACUGAACGUGGCGCAGCUUGGUAUGUUGUAGACAAUUACAAUGAAGGAUAUUGUUAGGGUGUCUCCCACAAAGGCACACACUGUCUGACUGACUUGUCCCUGGUAAAAGUGUAUUUUGCAUGUCUCCUAGACCAGUAUUUCUCAAUCCUGGUCCUGGGGGGAAAAAAACAGAAAUGUGCACCCUUUGGGUCGCCAGGACCAGCAUUGAGAACCACUGUCUUAGACGGCAGGACCAGCAUUGAGAACCACUGUCUUAGACGGUAAUAAUAGGAUGUAAAAUGGUGUAGUGUGAUCGUCACAUUAUCUUGUCCCUGGUUUAGGUGUUUAACAUGGGAGCAGUGGGAAGAGGAUAGCUGGACUAAGGGAGUGACUUUAACUGCCAGCUUGGAAGGAGGACGCCUGGUGAGUGGAUUGGUGGACAGAUGGGACAGAGGAACAAUUGAACGACUUGACUAAACAUUCCAAAAUGUUACAGUGGAACAUCAAAUGGCUUCUUUUUGUAAGGGUUACUGUGGCUUUUAGCGACUAUUCAAACAAAAAAUGACUUAGCAAUUCCUACUAAAUAUAAUGAACAAAGAUACAGUGAGGGGGGGGGAAAAAGUAUUUGAUCCCCUGCUGAUUUUGUAUGUUUGCCCACUGACAAAUAAAUUAUCAGUCUAUAAUUUUAAUGGUAGGUUUAUUUGAACAGUAAGACAGAAUAAAAACAAAAAAAUCCAGAAAAAUGCAUGUCAAAAUUUUAUAAAUUUGACCCCCUCUCAAUCAGAAAGAUUUCUGGCUCCCAGGUGUCUUUUAUACAGGUAAUGAGCUGAGAUUAGGAGCACACUCUUAAAGGGAGUGCUCCUAAUCUCAGCUUGUUACCUGUAUAAAAGACACCUGUCCACAGAAGCAAUCAAUCAAUCAGAUUCCAAACUGUCCACCAUGGCCAAGACCAAAGAGCUCUCCAAGGAUGUCAGGGACAAGAUUAUAGACCUACACAAGGCUGGAAUGGGCUACAAGACCAUCGCCAAGCAGCUUGGUGAGAAGGUGACAACAGUUGGUGCGAUUAUUCGCAAAUGAAAGAAACACAAAAUAACUGUCAAUCUCCCUCGGCCUUGGGCUCCAUGCAAGAUCUCACCUCGUGGAGUUGCAAUGAUCAUGAGAACGGUGAGGAAUCAGCCCAGAACUACACGGGAGGAUCUUGUCAAUGAUCUCAAGGCAGCUGGGAGCAUAGUCACCAAGAAAACAAUUGGUAACACACUACGCCGUGAAGGACUGAAAUCCUGCAGCGCCCGCAAGGUCCCCCUGCUCAAGAAAGCAUAUAUACAGGCCCGUCUGAAGUUUGCCAAUGAACAUCUGAAUGAUUAAGAGGAGAACUGGGUGAAAGUGUUGUGGUCAGAUGAGACCAAAAUUGAGCUCUUUGGCAUUAACUCAACUUGCCGUGUUUGGAGGAGGAGGAAUGCUGCCUAUGACCCCAAGAACACCAUCCCCACCGUCAAACAUGGAGGUGGAAACAUUAUGCUUUGGGGGUGUUUUUCUGCUAAGGGGACAGGACAACUUCACUGCAUCAAAGGGACGAUGGAUGGGGCCAUGUACCGUCAAAUCUUGGAUGAGAACCUCCUUCCCUCAGCCAGGGCAUUGUGGAUGGGUAUUCCAGCAUGACAAUGACCCAAAACAUACGGCCAAGGCAACAAAGGAGUGGCUCAAGAAGAAGCACAUUAAGGUCCUGGAGUGGCCUAGCCAGUCUCCAGACAUUAAUCCCAUAGAAAAUCAGUGGAGGGAGCUGAAGGUUCGAGUUGCCAAACGUCAGCCUCGAAACCUUAAUGACUUGGAGAAGAUCUGCAAAGAGGAGUGGGACAAAAUCCCUCCUGAGAUGUGUGCAAACCUGGUGGCCAACUACAAGAAACGUCUGACCUCUGUGAUUGCCAACAAGGGUUUUGCCACCAAGUACUAAGUCAUGUUUUGCAGAGGGGUCACAUACUUAUUUCCCUCAUUAAAAUGCAAAUCAUUUUAUAACAUUUUUGACAUGUGUUUUUCUGGAUUUUGUUUUUGUUAUUCUGUCUCUCACUGUUCAAAUAAACCUACCAUUAAAAUUAUAGACUGAUAAUUUCUUUGUCAGUGGGCAAACGUACAAAAUCAGCAGGGGAUGAAAUACUUUUUUCCCUCACUGUAUAAACGCAACGUGAAACAAUUUCAAAGAUUUUACUGAGUUACAGUUCAUAGAAGGAAAUCAGUCAAUUGAAAUAAAUUCAUUAGGCCCUAAUCUGUGGAUUUCACAUGACUUGGCAGGGGCACAGCCAUGGGUGGGCCUGGGAGGGCAUAGGCCCACCCACACGGGAGCCAGGCCCAGCCAAUCAGAAUUAGUUUUUCCCCACAAGGGCUUUAUUACAGACAGAAAUACUCCUCAGCACCCCCCUCAGCUGAUCCCGCAGGUGAAGAAGCCAGAUGUCGAAGUCCUGGGCUGGCGUGGUUACACGUGGUCUGCGGUUGUGAGACCAGUUGGAUGUACUGCCAAAUUCUCUAAAACGACGUUGGAGGCAGUUUAUGGUAGAGAAAUGAACACUAAAUUCUCUGGCAACAGCUCUAGUGCACAUUCCUGCAGUCAGCAUGCCAAUUACACACUCCUGCAAAUUGAGACAUCUGUGGCAUUGUGUUGUGACACAACUGCACAUUUGUGGCCUUUUUAUUGUCCCCAGCACAAAGUUAACCGGUGUAAUUAUAUCUUGAUAUGCCACACCUGUCAGGUGGAUGGAUUAUCUUGGCAAAGCAGAAAUGCUCACUAAUACAUUUCUCUGAUCUUUUUCAUUUCAGGUCAUGAAACAUGGGACCAACACUUUACUACAUGUUGCGUUUUAUAUUUUUGUUCAGUGUAGAAAGUCUACAUCCAGUUGAUUUUAUUUUUAGCGGCGGUUUAGACCCGAAACAGACACUUACGUUCGCCGCACACUACCUUCUCAGACUGUUCGCUAACGUUAACAAAUGGUCGCAGCUAACAAAAAAAACGAAUGGAAUAUGUUCACAAACGUUUCCCCUUGUUGAACGCCCCCCUCUGGGGAAUACUGCCUAAACAACUAUGGUAUCUAUAGAGCUGGAGAAAAGAGGGAUAGAUGGAUGGUUCGAUAUAGAUCAAACAUUCAUGUUUCUUAUAGACUGGCAGGAAUACCAUCUCUAAACCAGAGCAUGUAGAUAUACAGGAGUAUGUAUUACAUUUCAGACGACCCGAAUGACGAUGGACUUGACUCUGUUUGUGCUACAGGUCAAAGGGGAUAGUAUGGACUCUGACCUCAUCCUGUCCAUUAAGGAAUACACCCCAGAGGUGAGAUCAACACGCCUGGCUCGUCACACAGUCUUCUAGAGCAGUGUUUCUUAAAGGGUACACGUUGUAGUUGUAACAAUGGGCUUAUCUCUUUUUUGAAUUUAAAGAUGGCUUCCUCUCCUUUCCCCAACAUGGGGCACUUUCCCUAGAGCAGUUUCUUAACUGCUGCCCAUUUUAGUUGUUGCCCUAGAACUAACACACCCCAUUCCACUAAUUAAAGGUUUGAUGACGAGUUGAUUUAGUGGAAUAAGGUGUGUAGUGCUAGGGCAAAAACUAAAAUGGGCAGCCCUUUGGGAAGCAGUUAAGAAACUGCUCUAGGGAAAGUGCCCCAUGUUGGGGAAAGGAGAGGAAGCCAUCUUUAAAUUCAAAAGAGAUAAGCCCAUUUGUUACUUUAGAACCUCAUCAUUCUAAUAAAUGAUGCCACUCAAAAGCCGGAGUCAGUAUUGCACGAAGUAGAUGGCAAUAUCGGGCUGACAUCCGCAACAAUGAAGAAUGUCUUGCACUGCACUCCUCUGCACUAUCUACAGUUCUUCCUGCUUGUGGCCAUGUCAUUGCUGAGUCUGUUUAACUUCUUCCAUUCUCCCUCUCUCCUUCCUCUCUCCUCUUCUAUUGCAGAGCGCCGUGGCCCAUUCCCCUGUUAGGGAGGUGAAGAGGAAGAGGGGACAAACGGGGGAAGAAGAAGAGGAGCGAGGAAAGGAGAACAUGUGUCCCAACGAAGUGGUGUCGUCAUUUUCAGAGAAGUCGACCCCCCUCAGAAAGGUCAGAGGUCAGACCAGAGGGGGUCAGACCAGACUGUUCCCCCAGGGCGAGGGGCAGGGGGCCGCGGCUCUCACCCCUCAGAACAUUCCUCCACAGAGGGGCAAGGGUAGACGGGCCAAGACACCCAUUACACAGACUGGUGAGUUAAUGUGUAGGUAGAAAGGCCACAUUGUUGUGUGUAGACUUCCAACCAGUGUAUUGACCCCACCGCCUCAUCGAUGCAGCCCCAUUGGUCAACCCGUCGGGUCGCUGGGGUCAGAGCUUGUGCCCCAUCGACCCCCAGACGGCCAUUCUGAUUGGAGGGCAGGGAUCCAGGAUGCAGUUCUGCAAGGACCCCAUGUGGAAGCUGUGCACUGGUGGGUUUACCUUAAUACAUGGUGUAUAGCCUCACCUCAAUACCAAUAACAGACCUGUAAUAGAUGGGAUAUAGCCCCCCUCUCAAUACCAAUAAGACAUCAUAAAUGGUACAGUGCCUUCAGAAAGUAUUCACACCCCUUUUACUAUUUCCACAUUUUGUUGUUACAGCCUGAAUUUAAAUGUCAUUACAUUUAGAUGUUUGUCACUGAUCUACACACAAUAUCCCCAUAAUAACAAAGUGGAAUUUAGUUGUUUACACAUUUUUACAAAUUAAUGAAAAGCUGAAAUGUCUUGUCAAUAAGUAUUCAACCCCUUUUGUUAUGGCAUGCCUAAAUAAGUUAGAGUAAAAAAUGUGCUUAACAAGUUGCACACGGACUCACUCUGUGUUCAAUAAUAGUGUUUAACAUGAUAUUUGAAAGACUACCUCAUCUCUGUACCCCCACACAUACAAUUAUCUGUAAGAUCCCUCAGUCGAGUAGUGAAUUUCAAGCACAGAUUCAAGCACAAAGACCAGGGAGGUUUUCCAAUGCCUCGUAAAAGAAGGGCACCGAUUGGUAGAUGGGUGAAAAUAAAAAGCAGACAUUGGAUAUCCAUUUGACGGGGAAGUUAUUAUUUACACUCUGGAUGGUGAGGAGGAAGGAAACCGCUCAGGAAUUUCACGAUGAGACCAAUGGGGACUUUAAAACAGAGUUUAAUGGCUGUGAUAGGAGAAAACUGAGGAUGGAUCAACAACAUUGUAGUUACUCCCACAAUAAUAUAACCUAAAUGACAGAGUGAACAGAAGGAAGCCUGUACAGAAUACAAAAUAUUCAAAAACAUGCAUCCUGUUUGCAAUAAGGCACUUAAGUAAUGUGACAAAGAAAUUAACUUUUUGUCCAGAAUACAAAAGCGUUAUGUUUGAGGAAAAUCCCACACAAUACAUCACUGAGUACCAGAAGGAAACCUGGUUCAGUCUGCUUUCCAACAAACACUGGGAGACGAAUUCACCUUUUAUCAGGACAAUAACCUAAAACAUGAGGCCAAAUAUACACUGGAGUUGCUUACCAAGACGACACUGAAUGUCCCAGAGCGGCCUAGUAACAGUUUUGAAUUAAAUCGGCUUGAAAAUCUAUAGCAAGACUUGAAAAUGGCUGUCUAGCAAUGAUCAACAACCAACUUGACAGCGCUUGAAGUUUUUAAAAAAAGAAUAAUGGACAAAUAUUGUGCAAAGAUCUUAGACUUACCCAGAAAUACUCACAGCUGUAAUCGCUGCCAAAGGUGAUUCUAACAUGUUUUGACUUGGGUGGUUGAAUACUUAUCUAUUCAUUUACAUUUUCGUCAUUUAGCAGACACUCUUAUCCAGAGCGACUUACAAAUUGGUGCAUUCACAUUAUAAUAGCCAGUGGGACAACCACUUUACUUUUUUUGGGGGGGGUGGGGUAAGGGGGGGGUAGAAGGAUUACUUUAUCCUAUCCCAGGUAUUCCUUAAAGAGGUGGGGUUUCAAUUGUCUCCGGAAGGUGGUGAGUAACUCCGCUGUCCUGGCGUCGUGAGGGAGCUUGUUCCACCAUUGGGGUGCCAGAGCAGCGAACAGUUUUGACUGGGCUGAGCGGGAACUGUGCUUCCGCAGAGGUAGGGGGGCCAGCAGGCCAGAGGUGGAUGAACGCAAUGCCCUCGUUUGGGUGUAGGGACAGAUCAGAGCCUGAAGGUACGGCGGUGCCGUUCCCCUCACAGCUCCGUAGGCAAGCACCAUGGUCUUGUAGCAGAUGCGAGCUUCAACUGGAAGCCAGUGGAGUGUGCGGAGGAGCAGGGUGACGUGAGAGAACUUGGGAAGGUUGAACACCAGACGGGCUGCGGCAUUCUGGAUGAGUUGUAGGGGUUUAAUGGCACAGGCAGGGAGCCCAGCCAACAGCGAGUUGCAGUAAUCCAGACGGGAGAUGACAAGUGCCUGGAUUAGGACCUGUGCCGCUUCCUGUGUAAGGCAGGGUCGUACUCUGUGAAUGUUGUAGAGCAUGAACCUGCAGGAUCGGGUCACCGCUUUGAUGUUAGCAGAGAACGACAGGGUGUUGUCCAGGGUCACGCCAAGGCUCUUUGCACUCUGGGAGGAGGACACAACGUGAUGUUGUCAACCGUGAUGGCGAGAUCAUGGAACGGGCAGUCCUUCCUCGGGAGGAAGAGCAGCUCCGUCUUGCCGAGGUUCAGCUUGAGGUGGUGAUCCGUCAUCCACACUGAUAUGUCUGCCAGACAUGCAGAGAUGCAAUUCGCCACCUGGUUAUCAGAAGGGGGGAAAGGAGAAGAUUAAUUGUGUGUUGUCUGCGUAGCAAUGAUAGGAGAGGCCAUGUGAGGAUAUGACAGAGCCAAGUGACUUGGUGUAUAGCGAGAAUAGGAGAGGGCCUAGAACUGAGCCCUGGGGGACACCAGUGGUGAGAGCACGUGGUGCGGAGACAGAUUCUCGCCACGCCACCUGGUAGGAACGACCUGUCAGGUAGGACACAAUCCAAGAGUGAGCCGCGCCGGAGAUGCCCAACUCGAAGAGGGUGGAGAGGAGGAUCUGAUGGUUCACAGUAUCAAAGGCAGCAGAUAGGUCUAGAAGGACGAGAGCAGAGGAGAGAGAGUUAGCUUUAGCAGUGCGGAGAGCCUCCGUGACACAGAGAAGAGCAGUCUCAGUUGAAUGACCAGUCCUGAAACCUGACUGGUUUGGAUCAAGAAGGUCAUUCUGAGAGAGAUAGCAAGAGAGUUGGCUAAAGACGGCACGCUCAAUAGUUUUGGAGAGAAAAGAAAGAAGGGAUACUGGUCUGUAGUUGUUGACAUCGGAGGGAUCGAGUGUAGGUUUUUUGAGAAGGGGUGCAACUCUCGCUCUCUUGAAGACGGAAGGGACAUAGCCAGCGGUCAAGGAUGAGUUGAUUAGCGAGGUGAGGUAAGGGAGAAGGUCUCCGGAAAUGGUCUGGAGAAAAGAGGAGGGGAUAGGGUCAAGCGGGCAGGUUGUUGGGCGGCCGGCCGUCACAAGUCGCAAGAUUUCAUCUGGAGAGAGAGGGGAGACAGAAGUCAAAGCAUAGGGUAGGGCAGUGUGAGCAGGACCAGCGGUGUCAUUUGACUUAACAAACGAGGAUUGGAUGUCGUCAACCUUCUUUUCAAAAUGGUUGACGGAGUCAUCCACAGAGAGGGAGGAGGGGGGGGGGGGGGGGGAUUCAGCAGGGAGGAGAAGGUGGCAAAGAGCUUCCUAGGGUUAGAGGCAGAUGCUUGGAAUUUAGAGUGGUAGAAAGUGGCUUUAGCAGCAGAAACGGAGGAAGAAAAUGUAGAGAGGAGGGAGUGAAAAGAUGCCAGGUCCGCAGGGAGUCUAGUUUUCCUCCAUUUCCGCUCGGCUGCCCGGAGCCCUGUUCUGUGAGCUCGCAAUGAGUCGUCAAGCCACGGAGCAGGAGGGGAGGACCGAGCCGGCCGGGAGGAUAGGGGACAUAGAGAGUCAAAGGAUGCAGAAAGGGAGGAGAGGAGGGUUGAGGAGGCAGAAUCAGGAGAUUGGAGGGAGAAGAUUUGAGCAGAGGGAAGAGAUGAUAGGAUGGAAGAGGAGAGAGUAGCGGGAGAGAGAGAGAGCGAAGGUUGCGACGGCGCAUUACCAUCUGAGUAGGGGCAGAGUGAGUAGUGUUGGAGGAGAGCGAGAGAGAAAAGGAUACAAAGUAGUGGUCGGAGACUUGGAGGAGAGUUGCAGUGAGAUUAGUAGAACAACAGCAUCUAGUAAAGAUGAGGUCAAGCGUAUUGCCUGCCUUGUGAGUAGUGGGGGAAGGUGAACGGGUGAGGUCAAAAGAGGAGAGGAGUUGAAAGAAUGAGGCAGAGAGAAAUGAGUCAAAGGUAGACGUAGGGAGGUUAAAGUCACCCAGAACUGUGAGGGGUGAGCCGUCCUCAGGAAAGGAACUUAUCAAGGCGUCAAGCUCAUUGAUGAACUCUCCAAGGGAACCUGGAGGGCGAUAAAUGAUAUAUUAGUGUUUUAUUUAUCAUUGUAUUUUUUUUAAUGUUUUGUGUAGAUUGUUGACAGAAAAUGACAAUUAAAUCCAUUUUAAUCCCACUUCGUAACACAACAAAAUGUGGAAAAUGUCAAGGGAUGUGAAUACUUUCUGAAUGCACUGUAGCUAACUUUGGAUCUUUGUUUUAAUUGGUUCACGACACCCUCACUUCCUUGUUUGUCGACCCUUCAGAGGACAUGUCAUGGGUUCCCGCGGAGACGCUUGCAGAAGGCCCCACCCCCGAGGCCCGGAUUGGCCAUACUGCAACCUAUGACCCUGAUUCCAAAAGAAUCUUUGUGUUCGGAGGUUCUAAGAACAAAAAGUGGUUCAACGACGUUCACAUCCUGGAUACACAGAGCUGGAAGUGGAGCACCGUGGAGGUGAGAGACUAAACACACACCUAAUAACCCAGGACUGGAUAGCUGUAAGCAUCUAUCUGUGCAAAUGUAAUAACAUGAAUGCUCUUUCUCCCCUCAUCCCCCUCUCUCUCUCUCUCACUUCCUCCCUCCCUCUCUCUCCAUCUUCCUCCAUCCCUCUCCUCUCCAGGCCCAGGGAAAAGUACCUCCGUUAACCUAUCACAGCUGCAGCAUGUUUCGAGGUGAACUAUUUGUCCUGGGAGGGGUGUUCCCUCGCCCUCACCCUGAACCCGACGGCUGCAGUGACUCCCUCUACAUCUUCGACCCACAUCUCUCCAUUUGGUACCAGCCCAUCGUCACGGGCGACAGGCCCGCCCCCCGCUCAGGGUGAGAUGGACCGAUCCAAACCACAAGCUUCAGACCAUAGUUAGAAAGAGGACUCUGAUUCACACUCACUAGUCCACAUGGGUAGCCUGGGGGCAGAUCUGUUUGGGCUCUUGCCUCCUUCGCUCCCUUGUUUUCCCUCUCCCUCCUCCUCACUCUUCUAUGUCGCUUGCUCUCUUUCUCUCUCCGUCCUCCUCACUCCUCUCUCUCUCUCGCUCUCUCUCUCUCAGUUCAAUUCAAUUAAAGGUCUUUAUUGGCAUGGGAAACAUAUGUUAACAUUGCCAAAGCAAGUGAAAUAGAUAAUAAACUAAAGUGAAAUAAACAAUAAAAAAUGAACAGUAAACAUUACACUCACAAAAGUUCCAAAAGAAUAAAGACAUCUCAAGUGUCAUAUUAUGUCUAUAUACAGUUUUGUACCACCACCUCCUCACUCUUCUGUCUCCGUGUCCCUCUCUCUCUCCCCGUCUCCAGUCACUCUGCCUGUGUUAUCCAAGGGAAGAUCUAUGUGUUUGGAGGCUGGGACACUCCCCUCUGCUUCAACGACAUGUACAUGCUUGACCUGGGUAAGACACACACACACACACACAGGCUUGUUUGUCCAGUAGGUCUAUGUGUGGUGAGACUUCCACCUAACGGCCAUUUUGUUUACUCUUCAUGGCUCUCUCCAGCUUGCCUGAGGAUCUGCAAUAUAAUUGGCCAGUUAGUUAUUAGAGGGACGGCAUUGGAGGACUGACAUUUAAAUGAGAUCGUCUUUGUUUAUUUAUUCUUGUUUUAGUCAUUAUGUAUGUUGUUUAUUGCUUUAUGGAUCCCAGCACUCCCUGGAAAACAGUGGCAAGUGUUGCUGAGUGGACUAUCCUGACUAAAUACAUUUAAAUGAAUGGACUGUUUUCAGGACUGAUGGAGUUUUCGUCUGUUCAGACCAAUGGAUCACCCCCCUCUCCUCGCAGGUAGGACUAAAGGCUAUAAUAACUAAUGCAGCUUACAGAAACACACACACACACACACACACAGUUUAAAGACUCAAUGAAUCUCUCAUACUUUAGACGGCCAUCUUUUAUCCAUCCCUUUAAGGUAAGUUGAACGUUUUAUCCCAGAAAGUGCCAUUGAAUUUCUCCUUUUUAUAUAAGGGAGAACCUGUGAUCGAUAUAAUGCUUUGUCUGUCUUCAGAAAUGUUUCUGCUUUUUGAUACUGCUGCUCCCUAGUAUUAAAAGUGUUCCAGAGCAGAACAUAUUUAACACGGUUCCAGAGCAGAACAUAUUUAACACGGUUCCAGAGCAGAACAUAUUUAACACGGUUCCAGAGCAGAACAUAUUUAACACGGUUCCAGAGCAGAACAUAUGACCAGGAAGUGUUUGUUUACAGCUGGCAUGGUUGUGUGCUGCUCUCUGACUCUACGUUUCUGGUCCACGGAGGAUACAAUGGAAACCAGGCCCUCAACGACACCUUUACCUUCAACACAGGUCAGACACACACACACACCCUGCUUCUCUACACACACACACACACACACACCCUGCUUCUCUACACACACACACACACACACACCCUGCUUCUCUACACACACACACACACACACACACACCCUGCUUCUCUACACACACACACCCUGCUUCUCUACACACACACCCUGCUUCUCUACACACACACACACACCCUGCUUCUCUACACACACACACACACUGCUUCUCUGCACACACACCCGCUUCAAGAACCAGGUCCUGACCUCUGUGUGUUCCAGACACCAACACCUGGACUGAGCUGGUUCACCCACAGCUCUCCGUGCCCAGAGCUGGACAUUCCAUCAUCACAAUGGCGCUAGCCAAUCAAAACCUUUCAUUCGAGGAUGACUGCAACGACCGGAACUCCGACCGCACCCACAAAACCCUGCUGGUAUUUGGAGGGGGCGACAACGAGGGAAACUUCUAUUCCGACCUGACGACCCUGACUGUCGCUAAACUGCUGGACCAGAACUAAUGCUGUGUUCAUAACCAAGUGGG
Coregonus sp. 'balchen' is the source of this 12027-nucleotide messenger RNA. Lineage: Eukaryota; Metazoa; Chordata; Actinopteri; Salmoniformes; Salmonidae. The record is from the annotation of a GenBank genome assembly.